AUGGAAGAAUAAAGAAAAGAAAAUAAUUAAAUGUUGUGGGAAAAAUUGACAUAAUAGAGAGAGAAUAAAGAAUAUUUAGAACAAGUCUAAUUACAAAGAGAAUAAAACAUCAGAAAUUAAACAAAAAUUGAAAGAUUUGAAAAAGAUUUGUAAGAUUAAAAGGAAAAAGCGGAAAACCAAAGAAAAUAAAUGGAAGAAAGAAUGAAAUGUUUUAGAAAAAAACCAAUAAGAAGAAAACGCUGA
Paramecium primaurelia is the source of this 243-nucleotide messenger RNA. NCBI's taxonomy places the organism in Eukaryota, Ciliophora, Oligohymenophorea, Peniculida, Parameciidae. The record is from the annotation of a GenBank genome assembly.